This is a messenger RNA of Saccharomycopsis crataegensis, 3108 nucleotides long. It is a transcript of the gene MTR10, whose product is annotated as mRNA transport regulator MTR10. The transcript has a single exon. Gene Ontology annotation, molecular function: small GTPase binding. The coding region runs from base 1 to 3108 and encodes 1035 amino acids. Gene Ontology annotation, biological process: protein import into nucleus. Gene Ontology annotation, cellular component: cytoplasm. NCBI's taxonomy places the organism in Eukaryota, Fungi, Ascomycota, Saccharomycetes, Ascoideales, Saccharomycopsidaceae. The record is from RefSeq and is a predicted model, not a curated record.
AUGGAUCAACAACUCCUGACUCUUUUACAGGCAUUGGGUACUAUGUACUCCAAUGCAGAGUACUCUACGAAGCAAAAGGCUAACGACUACUUGCAACAAUUUCGUCAGUCUCAAGAAGCUUGGACGAUCUCCCAUUUGAUCUUGGAUGACGAAACCAACCAAUUUGACCUUCAAACCAAGCUUUUUGCCGCCCAAACUUUGCGAGCCAAAAUCAGUUUCAAUUUAUCACAAGUGCCAAGCGAUGGGUUGGAUCAAAUUAAAGAUUCUUUAAUCAAAUUGAUCAUCAGUUACACCACCAAAAACAUCAAAGUUAUUAGAACUCAACUCAAUAUCGCGCUAGUGAGUUUGUCUUUACAACAUUUAUCAUGGGAAAAUCCAGUAGCUGAUAUAAUAGCCGUCUUCGAGGCUCAAUCACAACAAAACUCUAGCUACACCAAUGCUUACUUGGCCUCGUUGUUCGAAUUUUUGAAGAUUUUGCCAGAAGAAUGUUCAGAUAUCAAUAAGACACCAUUAUCUGACAGCGAUUUUGCUGCAAGGACUAGUGUUUUGAUUUCUAAAAACAAGGCCAACGUCUUGCAAUUACUUAUCCAAUUAUCUACCUCGGAGGACAAGCAAACUAGUGCUGCCGUUUUGGACUGUCUUAACUCUUGGAUUACCGAAAUUCCAAUCACCAAAAUUUUGUCCACCGCUUCGCUUUACCAAUUGAUUUUCAAUAACCUUUUACACGAGCAGAAUUUUGACUUAUCUAUCGAAGCGUUGAUUUCAAUUAUCAAAGAAACCCAGGAUAUUGAAAACUUGGAUCUCAUUUCUGACUUGUACCAAGAAUUGAUUAAAUUAAAACCUUUGUUGUUUGAAAACUUUGAGAGUUUUGAGAUUGUUAAAGGGUUAACCAGAUUGUUUGUGGAGAUCGGAGAAUGUUGGAAUGCUUCAAUUAUUAAAAACCCAGAAUAUUUUAAAGACUUGAUCGAAAUCUUAUUGAAAUGUUGUGAAUUCAAAGAUGAUUUAGAUGUCAUUAGAUUAACUUUUAAUUUCUGGGAUCUGUCGGCUAUAAUGUUGGAAGCCCCAGCACAUGCAGACAGCAAAAAAGCGUUUGCUCCUGUUUUCCUUAGAUUGAUAGAAAUCAUUAUUGACCAGUUGGAGUACCCAGAAUCCGACGAUGAUGACAAUAAUGCUGAACAAUCGACCAAAGAUUUAUUUGACGGGGACUUAGAAGCCAAGGAAAAGUUUGUCGAGUUCAGAUACGACAUGGGUGAUGUUUUGAAAGCUUGUUGUUUGAUCGUCGGUUCUAGCGAUUCGUUGGCUGUUCCAUAUAACAAAUUGCAGAACUUGGCUCAAAAUGAGGGAGCCAUGAAAUUCAGCUGGCAAAAAAUAGAGGCACCAUUAUUCUCAAUGAGAUCAAUGGCCAACAAAGUGGACUCUCAAGCCAGUAAUGAUAUGUUAAACAACAUCUUCCAGCUUUUAUUGCACUUGAUUCAAUCGAACUCUCCACUUAUACAAUAUAACAGAAUCAAAUAUGCAGUUACCCUUGUAUUUGGGAGAUACACAGAAUAUACUAGUAACCAUCCAAGUUUAUUAGAACCUCAAUUGGAUUUUAUUUUUAAUAAUUUGAAUACUGCGGCAAAUAAGGCACAAACCACUGAACAAGAAAAGGAUCUUUUGGUGGCUUCUUCAAAUUCUCUCAUGUACUUCUGCCAAGAUUGUGCGUCAUUAUUGGUGCCGCUUUUGGAUAAAUUCUAUGAGUUUUAUACCUCUAUUAAAAACAAUAGCAAUGUUGAUUCUUCGGUGAUUUAUGAAAUCACCGAUGGUAUCUCUCAUGUCAUCAACGCUCAACCUUCAGAAGAAGAAACCUACAAUACUGCCAAGAUCUUCCUUCAACCAACUUUGGAGGAGUUGAACGUAUUCAACCAAAACGCCCCACAAAUAUUACAAUCAAAGAAUGAUGAUGAUAUCGCGUACAAAACUAUUGCUGACAAGAUUGAGUUGGUGACGAUCUUAUUAACUUUCCUUGAACCAAUGGAUUACCAAUCGAACGUCAACAGAAUUGCUGAUCUAGUGAUUGAAGUUUUCCCAUUAAUGGAAUCCCUUUUCACUAAUUUCAAAAAUAGCUUCAAAAUUUCUGAAAGAAUUGUGAAGUUUUUAAAAGUGCAGAUUGAAGUACAUACAACUUACUUGGUUUCUAUUUUGCCAAGAGUUAUCGACUUGGUUAGUAAAGGUUACGAAACUACUAAAUAUGGUUGCUAUUUAUGGUUAACUGGUAUUAUCAUCAAACAAUUCAACGAUGAUUACGUGAGUGAUGAUAUUAAACAAGGGGUUUUCAAUUUCGGGAUUUUGCAAGGUAAAUUAUUUUCUAGUUGGUUGAUUGAACAACUUCCAGGAACCAAUAUUCCUCUUCUAGCCUCCAAUGACAGAUCGUCGACAAGUUAUGAAAGUUUAGAAAAUGAAAGAUCGAAACUUUUCGACCAAUUGAUCAAUGUUGAAGAUAAGGUUGAAGACUUUUUCAGAAUGCUUGAUGAUUUGAUUCUUCAAUUCCCAUUCAAGGUUAUUGGUGAUUUACAUAAUAGUGACUCGAUGGUCCAACAAAGUUUCCAAAUCGGUAUAUUGGCAUUGAAUCUAGAUAAAUAUGAUCCAGUGAUCAACACUAUCAGAUUCUUAAUCGACUUUGUUUCUUGGGGUAAUGAAGUGCCACCGAUUUCCAUGGUGAAGAGUAACCCAAUUGAGGUCAGAGAAACGGUUUGUAAAUUCUUACUCAGCUCGCCAGCGGGAGGUUUCAAUGGCGAAUCACAAGAUACCAAUGGUUUAUUGUUAUUCAAUAUGUGCUUCAAAGGAUUGCUUUUCAAAUUCCCCCGCGAUGCCGAGUUUGAAACCUAUGAUUUGGUUAACAGAUUGGUGAAAUUGGUGUUUGUGCUUUCCAACAAUAAUGUGGCAUUGAUCAGAUCCUGGGUAGAGUUUGCAAUCGAGGACUUACCACUAAACUCUGUUAGCGAUCAAGAAAAGAUCAAAACACUAGGCGAAGUGGAAGCUGCCUUGAGUAAAAAUGAUUUUAGAAAAUUCAAAGCAUGUCUUAAACUCUUCAUCAAUUACUAUUGGAGAAAGCAUGCUCAUGAUUAG